This is a messenger RNA of Cucumis melo (muskmelon), 2108 nucleotides long. Its product is annotated as transcription factor TGA2.2. Gene Ontology annotation, molecular function: DNA-binding transcription factor activity; sequence-specific DNA binding. NCBI's taxonomy places the organism in Eukaryota, Viridiplantae, Streptophyta, Magnoliopsida, Cucurbitales, Cucurbitaceae. Gene Ontology annotation, biological process: regulation of DNA-templated transcription; DNA-templated transcription. The record is from RefSeq and is a predicted model, not a curated record. The transcript is spliced from 12 exons. Bases 917 to 1912 code for a protein of 331 amino acids.
AAAAAAAAACAAUUAUAAAAUGUCAAACCCACCGACCUUCAUCAACACACACAGAAUUAGAAAAAGGUGGAGAAGGUAAUAAUUGGGCAUUGGAAAGUUGAAGAUUUCCACGCAAUAAAGUAAAAAAGGGGGUUUUUGAGAUUGGGUUGGCAGUUGACACACAGCCGAACGAAACGUCCCUCUCUUCCCCUCACCUUUCCCACACUUGAAUCCGGUAAUACACAAGCGCCACCUCAAUUCCCCCACCAUCUUCGUCAUCUAAACUUCUUCUACUGCCUUUACUUUGCUUCACCUCCCACUUUAACACAGCCCUCAUCUGUAAGCAAGCGCUUCCUUGCUGAUUAUUUACUGCAACUGUUUUUGAUUUCUCACCCAACUGCGUUAUUUGGGAAGGGGGGCUUCCAAUUUUUCCAAUUCAACUAAUUUAUCCAACUGGGUCUCGCUAGUUUGCGGUCAAAUACGUGCAGCCAAUUCCUGAUAUGCCACUUUGACUAGUUUUGGGCGAGUUUGACACCUGGGAUAUUGUUAGCAUCUGCCGAGUUUUGUGUUUUUUCGACUGCUUACCGCUGUUUGGCUCUUAAGGGGUGAUGUAGUUACAGGGGGCAAUCUGAAUCAUUUAGGAUCGUUAUGUGAAUUUGAUCUCUUUGGUUGUCUGGGCUGGCGUUGAGUUCCAUGACUCAAAAGAUUGUAGAUAACAUCGUGGUGAUCCUGUAGCUUGGGCUAGUGGACCAGGCGAGUUGAGAAAGAAAUGAGAAGAAAGUGGCAAGCGGGAUGUCAGGUUUCGUUUCAGAGAUAUCCAUUUGUAACCAACUAAACUGUGCUUCAGAGUCCUAUUAACAAGAGGCCAAACAGUUGCUUGUAACUUUCUAUACUGGAACCUCUAGUAAGUAUUAUAGAGAACCUCAAAGUAUAUGCCAUGACCGAUGUCAGUCCAAGGACUGAUAUCUCUACUGAUGUCGACACCGAUGACAAACACCAGAGGCUUGAUAUGCUUCAACGGAAUGCUGUGGCUUCUGAUUCCAGUGAUCGAACGAAAGAUAAGUCUGAUCAGAAGACUCUACGCAGGCUUGCACAGAAUCGUGAAGCUGCAAGGAAAAGCCGACUGCGAAAAAAAGCUUAUGUCCAACAGCUGGAGAGUAGUCGUUUAAAGUUGACCCAACUAGAACAGGAGCUUCAGCGGGCACGGCAGCAGGGAAUUUUCAUAUCAAGCUCAGGAGAUCAGGCCCAUUCAAUGGCUGGAAAUGGGGCCAUGGCAUUUGAUGUGGAAUAUGCCCGUUGGUUGGAAGAACAAAACAAGCAAAUCAAUGAACUGAGAGCAGCAGUUAAUUCUCAUGCCAGUGAUACUGAACUUCGAAUGAUUGUGGAUGGCAUCUUGGCUCAUUAUGAUGAAGUUUUUCGGCUAAAGGGUGUCGCUGCAAAGGCUGAUGUUUUUCAUUUAUUGUCUGGCAUGUGGAAAACUCCUGCUGAAAGAUGUUUUUUGUGGCUUGGUGGUUUCCGUUCAUCAGAACUUCUAAAGCUUCUUGUCAAUCAAUUGGAGCCCCUCACAGAACAGCAGUUGAUGGGCAUAUCCAACUUGCAGCAGUCCUCACAACAGACUGAAGAUGCAUUGUCACAAGGCAUGGAAGCAUUGCAACAAUCAUUGGCUGAGACGUUAUCCAGUGGAUCUCUUGGCUCCUCAAAUACAUCUGGCAAUGUGGCAAACUAUAUGGGUCAAAUGGCCACGGCCAUGGGUAAACUUGGGACCCUUGAGGGUUUUAUUCGCCAGGCUGACAAUCUACGACAACAAACACUACAACAAAUGCAUCGAAUUUUGACAACUCGUCAGUCAGCUCGUGCACUUCUUGCAAUUCAUGAUUACUUCUCCAGACUGCGAGCCCUUAGCUCUCUCUGGCUUGCUCGCCCAAAAGAGUGAAUAGCUUUUUGAUUUUUCCUCAAGUAUAUUGACAAAAGCACUAGAUUAACGAUUUAACAAUUGCGUGAGUCCUCAAUUUUCAUUGGUGUGCAUGAUUAUAUGUUAUCAAUCUUGUGAUGUUCUAGAGAUGCUACUUGUAAUAAGCUGUAUGUACCUGUAUUUUAUUUAAAGGAAGUCCCCCACCCUUUUUCUUUAA